This is a messenger RNA of Coprinopsis cinerea okayama7#130, 949 nucleotides long. RefSeq lists its product as hypothetical. NCBI's taxonomy places the organism in Eukaryota, Fungi, Basidiomycota, Agaricomycetes, Agaricales, Psathyrellaceae. The transcript has 4 exons. The coding region runs from base 1 to 717 and encodes 238 amino acids. The record is from RefSeq and is a predicted model, not a curated record.
AUGUCUUCUGCUGGCCACCAUCACCACCACCAUGCUCACGGACAUGCCCAUGGACAUGCCCCCCAAAAUCAUGGACACCAAGACCGCGCCGAGGCAAACAGGGCGCACUUCAAUGAACACACGCAUCUCUUUAACGAGUGGCCUCAUGCGAAGGAGCGCCGGGAGAGGACCAUCGAAGCGCUCUUGAAGUAUAACACCCUUGAUAAAGAGAACACGACUGUUCUCGAGUUUGCUUGUGGAACUGGCCUGAUCUCCGCUGGUAUCCUUCCCCAUGUGAAGAGCGUGCUUGGAGUUGACAUCAGCGACGAAGCUGUUAAGCUGUUCAAUGAACGGUCUGAGAAGGAGGGCGUGUUGGAUCGAUGCAGGGGUAUCGCCGUGAACAUCGAGACCGACAAGGGCGCGCUCCAAGGACAGAAGUUCGAUAUGAUCUUCUGCUCCUCCUCGUACCACCACUUUGAGAACCCAUCAGCGAUCACCAAGCUCCUCGCCGGGUACCUCAAGCCUACCGGCACCCUCGUCGUCAUCGACCACCUCGCCACCGGCGACGCGAUCCCCGACAGCCAUAAACAUAUCGUUGCGGUCCAGGGCUUCUCUGAGGAGGAUAUGAAGAGGAUUUUUGGUGAAGGAGGGUUGGAGAUGACGCUUUAUGAGGUUAUUAGGUCUAGUGAGGAGGGGGAUCGGGAGUUGUUUGUUGCGAAGGGGGUGUUGAAGGAGUAAGUUUUGAAUGGAGGAUAUACAGGAGAUGAGCGGGUUCAUUAACGGUGCCGGCUAGACUGGCGAUUAAUGUGCGCGGUCCCUCUGUUUGUAUAGGGAAUUUGCUGGGUUAAGGCUUUUACUGCAUUUAUGGAUGAACUGAUCUUAUUAUAUGCACGCUAUACCUCAGCCUGUAUUCUGGAUCCAGAUGUCACUGCACAAGGGUAUGAUAUCAGCUGUCUGUGCCAGACUUGGG